AUGAGCGCCGCGUCCGACUCGACGUCAACCAGCGAUGCCUCGGCUGUGACGGUGCUGGCGCGGUAUCCGCUGCAGUGCGCCGAUGAUACCUCGCUGCGGCGCAUCGAGUCGCCGAUGCACCUGGGUCCCUUCGACCAGGUGGUGCCGCCUUUCGUGCCUAUCGCAGUCGUCUUCGUCUACCGACCCGAGGCGACUCCAUCAUCUCCAUCUCCAUCUCCGUCACCACCGAACAGUGGCAGCGAGCUGAUCCCAAUCGAGCGACUCCAUCGAGCCCUGGCCCACCUGCUGGACUACUAUCCGCAUCUGACGGGCCGUAUUGCGUUCAAUCCGCAGGACCAGACGCCCGAGAUCGAUCGCCUCGGCACCGGUGCCGAGCUGGUGUCGGCGCAGUGCGAUGCACCGCUUGAAGCGUUUCACGCCGCCGCUGCGGCCCCGUCCGACGACGACGACGACGACGGCGCCGCGCCGCGCCUGCUCGUACUGAACCUGCCCGGGGCCGGCGGCAACGCACUGCUGGCCCCGUUCGACCCCAGCAUGGAGGGCGUGUGUCGCGACCCGAUCUUGACGGUGCAGCACACGCGCUUCGCGUGCGGCGGCGUCGCGCUCGGCGUGCGCCUGCUCCACAUGGUCUGCGACGCCGACGGCUUCUUCCAGUUCGUGCGCGACCUGGCCGAGCUGUAUCGCGCCCUCCGCGCAGCCGACGCCGCCGGCACCGGCGCACCAGUGCAGCUCCGCCGCCCGCCUCACAUUCAGUCCUACCUGACCGACCUGUGCGAGCGCAUGCGGCCGGAGGAGCGCGAAGCGGCGCUCGCGUUCAAGCCAUCGGUCUUCGAACUCGACGAAGCCACGCCGCCUGCGCCAGCCGCGUCUGAAGCGCCAUCGGCCGAGCCUCCGCUGCAGACGGCAGCGGCGCCUGCGCCUGCGCCGCCCAUCACCGGUCGCGUGCUGCGCUUCGCCGCGCGCGAGCUCGAGGCGCUCAAGGCAGAGGCCAACGCGAGUGCGAGCGGUGGUGCGCAGCAGCAACUGUCGACUUUCGACGCUCUGUCGGCGCACCUGUGGCAGUGCGUGUACCGCGCGCGCCUGCGCUUGUGCGAGUCGCGGGGCAUGUCGGCGAGCGCGGCUGCGCUGCACGUGUCGCGCGACUUUCUGACGUCGGUCAACUGGCGCGGCCCGAGCCGGCUCGACCUGCCGGCGCGCUACUUCCCCAACUGCAUCUUCUGCCCCUUCUUCUCUCUGCCCGCCGACCGCCUGGCCGACGCGCCGCUGGCCAGCGUCGCUGCCGCGGUGCACGACGCCGUCCGAUCGCUCAGCCGGCAGGAGGCGCUGCAGUCGCUGCACUGGAUCGCCGCGCAGCCGAACAAGCGCCGGGUGCGGCUCGGCUUCCGCUUCGAGGCAGGCAGCUUCCUCGUGAGCCAGUGGUGCAAGUUCGACAUGUACCGCGGCGCCGAGUUCGAUUCGCUGCCGACGCUCGUGUCGCCGCCCUUCACGCCCAUCUCGCUUGUCGACGGGUUGGCCUAUUUUGUGGCCACCGAAGACCAGCUGCGCCAGUCGACAGCUGACGACUCGACUGAGGAGGGGCAGAACCCGAGCGCCGGAGCCACCACCGGCAGCAUCGAUGUCAACUUGUCGCUCAGCGAGCCUCUUUGGGCCAUUCUGGACCGAGAUGAGCGCUUCCGCCAAUACAGCAAGCAGGGCUAG
Messenger RNA from Acanthamoeba castellanii str. Neff, 1698 nucleotides. RefSeq names its product Transferase family protein. The transcript has a single exon. The coding region runs from base 1 to 1698 and encodes 565 amino acids. Gene Ontology annotation, molecular function: acyltransferase activity, transferring groups other than amino-acyl groups. The record is from RefSeq and is a predicted model, not a curated record. Lineage: Eukaryota; Discosea; Longamoebia; Acanthamoebidae.